Parasteatoda tepidariorum (common house spider) is the source of this 365-nucleotide messenger RNA. The record is from RefSeq and is a predicted model, not a curated record. NCBI's taxonomy places the organism in Eukaryota, Metazoa, Arthropoda, Arachnida, Araneae, Theridiidae.
GAUCUCCCUGUCAUCCUAAUUCUUGUGGUAAUGGAGCUUGUGUAGAAAUUGGUGACAGUUAUACGUGCAUUUGUCCCUCUGAUGGAUUUUCUUACACUGGCAACUGUGUAACAGAAAACUGCAACCCGAACCCUUGCAAAAAUGACGGAGUGUGUGUACCUUUAUCUGAAAAGGCUACUUACGAAUGUGUUUGUCUGGAAGGUUAUAAUGGGACAAAUUGUGAAAUUGACAUUCGCUUGUGCCAUCCGAAUCCCUGUAAAAAUGGAUUUCCAUGCAUGGUUAAAGAUGGUAAAGAAAUUUGCAAAUGUCAAUCACCUUAUAGAGGAGACAAUUGUGAAAUAGGUACUUUUAACUUUUACAAUUAA